Molecule: messenger RNA, 735 nt
Organism: Candida tropicalis MYA-3404
Lineage: Eukaryota; Fungi; Ascomycota; Pichiomycetes; Serinales; Debaryomycetaceae
Exons: 1
Coding region: 1-735 (244 amino acids)
Source: RefSeq, a predicted model, not a curated record
AUGUUCAUUACAAUGCCAAGAAUAACUAGUUCAGCUUCAAAUACAUCCCCUGAGAAAUCAUCUACUACAACAGCAACUAAUACUACGACUACUACAACGACUACUACUACCACUACUGCAACUACGGGCACGUUGAGUUCAUUAGAUAGAAAUAAUUCUACAAUCACAAGCAACAAUAGAAUAUGCCAAUGGUAUUGUUGUUCUUGUGGACAAAGUUAUGGCACAGUCUUGUAUAAAGAUGAUUAUAAUUCAUUCCAACCAAAUGGUGAACCAGAACAACAUCGUGCAACCACUUUAGAUUCUUCUAAUUAUAUCCUUGAUAAUCUAAAAUACUACAGUCAAGUAGUGUAUCGAGAUCACAAACACGUUCUAUCGAAUGGUAGUUCGAGUAAUGAUAAUUCAACCAAUUAUUUCAAUUUCAAAGAUAGAGGAUCAGUAUCUUCAACCUCUUCAACUACUUCUCAUCAACCAAUUCCAAUAUCCAACACUUCAUCAUCUACUAUUCCUGCAGAUCAAAGAAAAUAUUCUUUGGAAAAUCAUUCCCCUGAAAGUCCCACUUUUCUACCUCAACCAUCAAGUCAUAUUUUAUCUCCAUUAAACAUAGAAUUGAAUGAUAAUCUAAUCGACUACCAGGAAAAAAUCAUCCUAAAUAUUCCAACCAGAUUCACUUGCCAUCGAUGUUCUCAUAUGAUGUGUCCAUAUUGCCCCAAAUUAAGGUUAAAAGAUCUACAUUGA